Closterium sp. Yama58-4 is the source of this 2607-nucleotide messenger RNA. The record is from the annotation of a GenBank genome assembly. NCBI's taxonomy places the organism in Eukaryota, Viridiplantae, Streptophyta, Zygnematophyceae, Desmidiales, Closteriaceae.
AUGGACAUGUGGGGCCCAGCCCGCUCAUUCUCUCAUCCUGUGCUCCGCUUCUCUCAUCCUGUGCUCCGCUUCUCUCAUCCUGUGCUCCGCUUCUCUCAUCCUGUGCUCCGCUUCUCUCAUCCUGUGCUCCGCUUCUCUCAUCCUGUGCUCCGCUUCUCUCAUCCUGUGCUCCGCUUCUCUCAUCCUGUGCUCCGCUUCUCUCAUCCUGUGCUCCGCUUCUCUCAUCCUGUGCUCCGCUUCUCUCAUCCUGUGCUCCGCUUCUCUCAUCCUGUGCUCCGCUUCUCUCAUCCUGUGCUCCGCUUCUCUCAUCCUGUGCUCCGCUUCUCUCAUCCUGUGCUCCGCUUCUCUCAUCCUGUGCUCCGCUUCUCUCAUCCUGUGCUCCGCUUCUCUCAUCCUGUGCUCCGCUUCUCUCAUCCUGUGCUCCGCUUCUCUCAUCCUGUGCUCCGCUUCUCUCAUCCUGUGCUCCGCUUCUCUCAUCCUGUGCUCCGCUUCUCUCAUCCUGUGCUCCGCUUCUCUCAUCCUGUGCUCCGCUUCUCUCAUCCUGUGCUCCGCUUCUCUCAUCCUGUGCUCCGCUUCUCUCAUCCUGUGCUCCGCUUCUCUCAUCCUGUGCUCCGCUUCUCUCAUCCUGUGCUCCGCUUCUCUCAUCCUGUGCUCCGCUUCUCUCAUCCUGUGCUCCGCUUCUCUCAUCCUGUGCUCCGCUUCUCUCAUCCUGUGCUCCGCUUCUCUCAUCCUGUGCUCCGCUUCUCUCAUCCUGUGCUCCGCUUCUCUCAUCCUGUGCUCCGCUUCUCUCAUCCUGUGCUCCGCUUCUCUCAUCCUGUGCUCCGCUUCUCUCAUCCUGUGCUCCGCUUCUCUCAUCCUGUGCUCCGCUUCUCUCAUCCUGUGCUCCGCUUCUCUCAUCCUGUGCUCCGCUUCUCUCAUCCUGUGCUCCGCUUCUCUCAUCCUGUGCUCCGCUUCUCUCAUCCUGUGCUCCGCUUCUCUCAUCCUGUCAAGCGCCGCGCAUGUGGGCGCGCAGUGCUGUUGGAGGACGCCUUCGCCGCGCUGCUGGACGCCAGGCGCGCGGGGGAGGGCGGGGGGGAGGGGGGGAGGAGCAGGGGCAGGCAGGGCAGUGCGGAUGCUGUGGGUGAUGCUGUGAGGGGCGGGGAGGGUGGGGCAGCAGAGCAGCGAGGCGAGAGGGGAGGCGGCGAGGACGAUGACUGGUCAAGCAUUUCAGGGUCGGAGGACGAGGGGGGGGGAGACGACGCGGACGACGGGUGGCCGCAGCAGCAGCAGCAGCAUGCGGGGGGGGAGGGCAGGGUGGCAGUGGCAGGGCGGGGGGCGAAGGUGCACUUCGUGCUGCCCCACACGGGCGUCACUUUCGCCCUCUGGCGCGUGCUCUUCCCCCCAGGUGCGCUCUUCCCCCCAGGUGCGCUCUUCCCCCUAGGUGCGCUCUUCCCCCCAGGUGCGCUCUUCCCCCCAGGUGCGCUCUUCCCCCCAGUUGCCCACCUCCCCACUGUGCGCGCUUCCCACCUCCACUGUUCUCUGCUGUUCCCAUCUUCCCCCUUCCUCCCCCUCCUCUCCCCCCUCCCCCUCCUCUCCCUCCUCCCCCUCCUCUCCCUCCUCCCCCUCCUCUCCCUCCUCCCCCUCCUUCCCCUCCUCUCCCUCCUCCCCCUCCUCCCCCUCCUCUCCCUCCUCCCUGUCCUCCCCGUCCUCCCCGUCCUCCCCGUCCUCCCCGUCCUCCCCGUCCUCCCCGUCCUCCCCAUCCUCCCCGUCCUCCCCGUCCUCCCCGUCCUCCCCGUCCUCCCCGUCCUCCCUGUCCUCCCCGUCCUCCCCUGCCCCGCUGCAUGCCUGGGCCGCCCUGUCCCACCAGAGCAGGGUGCGGAUCUGCUGCAGGCGCUGGUGGCGCUGGGGGAUGGCGCAGGGGGGGCGCACGGGGGAGCAUUCAGAGGAGGGGGGGAGGGGAGUGCGGAGGCUGGAGGAACGGAUGCGGGAAGGAGCGCGGGCGGCCACUUUGCUGCCGUGGUGCUGGACGCUGCCUCUCACGGUGCUGUGCUCGCCCACCGCUCCUUCCACCGGUGCGACGGGAGGGCGGAGGGGGGUGGAGUAGUGGGGGGAGAAGGAGAGGACAUCCGCACCCUGCUGCAGCAGUGGCAGCCCUACCUGGCGCGCGCACAGUUCAUCUUCGUGCACGCCACCGCUCCCAACCGUGCUGCACUCUUUGGCACCGCGGCAGAGGCGCAUGCUAGCCGGGGCACAGCAGGGGCGGGGGCAGCGCUGCUGGCGGCGCGCGACCCGCGCGUGCGGCGGGUGCCGUUCCCCGUGCGGCGCCCCACGGUGAAGGAGGCGCUGCGCGUGGCGCACUCGCUGGCUCACGUGCACGUGCUGGGGUGGGCGGGCAGGGCCGAGCGUGGCGACCACGGGGAGGUGGGGGUGAGUUGCGGGGAGGAGGUCGCGCUGGCUGUGGCUGUGGCUGCGGCUGGCAAAGGGGUGGCGGCAGUGAGUGCGAGGGACGAGGGGGCAGAGCACAGCAAGGGAGAGGGUGGGGCGCAGGGGGGAGAGAGGGAGGUGGAGGGGUGGUUUCAGAGCAGUGGGAGACGAGGUGAUGCGAAUGUGGAGAGCUACUACUCCUAG